AUGAUUCCUACCGUCGGUCUGAUACUCUCGCUCCUCCUGGCCUUCGUCACGGCCCAAUCCGUCUUCACUCCUGCUCGACCACCCUCGAUCCCCUUGGCCGUCAAGUCUCCCUACCUAUCUACCUGGCUUCCUGCCGGGGCAUCUGGCACGGAUGGCGGGUACCUGCCUGGUCAUUGGCCUACGUUCUGGGCUGGACAAGUUCUUGGAUGGGCUGGUAUCGUUCGCGUCGACAACACGUCAUAUGUGUGGAUGGGAAACCCUCUUGGGUUCAACAACCUUACCAACCAGACUUCUGCCGAAUACACGUCAACGAGCAGCACCUUCACCAUGGAUGUUGCUGGGAAAGUCUUCUUGACGGUCAAGUUCCUCUCGCCCGUCUACCCGAAUGAUCUCAAGCGCCAAUCUUUGAUCUUCUCAUACAUGGACGUUGAAGUUGUGUCGGCAGACGGGAAUGACCAUGACAUACAACUGUACACAGACAUCUCGGCAGAAUUCGUCUCUGGCGAUAGAGGCGACGUCGCAGAAUGGGACUCCGGCAAUGCCGACGACGUUGUGUUCCACAAGAUCUGGAAGCAAACUCCACUGCUCUUCUCGGAGAAGAACGAUCAGAGUGAAUGGGGCAACUGGUACUACGCUACUGACGGUGUAGACGGCCUCAGCUGGGCAACAGGCGCAGACACCGAUGUCCGAGGCAGCUUUUCGCAAGACGGCAGACUGAGCGAUACGAAGGACACCAAUUGGCGUGCGAUCGACGACCAUUGGCCAGUAUUUGCAUUCUCUGUUGAUCUUGGCUCAGUCGGCACGGAUUCAGCGAAUGCGCUCUUCACUAUCGGUCUAUGCCAAGACGAUGCCAUUCAGUUUCUCGGAAAAUCCGGUGUCGUUUCGCUGCCGUCCUUGUGGAGUGACUUCUUCGAUGAGGAUGAGGAUGCGCUCACUUUCUUCCAUCACGACUACGACAACGCGGUCAGCAAAUCUUCCAAGCUUGAUGGCAAGAUUGCCGAGGAUUCUGUCGCCGCAGCUGGAGCGGACUAUCUCACCAUCACAUCGCUCACCGUCCGUCAAGCCUUCGGCGGCCUUGAACUUGUCGGCACCGAGAAGAAGCCUUACCUUUUCCUAAAAGAAAUCUCCUCAGAUGGCAACGCCCAGACCGUCGACGUCAUGUUCCCGGCCCACCCAAUUCUCCUCUAUACGAACCCGCAGCUACUCAAACUGCUCCUAGAUCCGCUAUUCGAGAACCAGGAAUCUGGGCACUACCCAAACAAGUGGUCAAUCCACGACCUUGGACGCAGUUUCCCCAACGCAACGGGGCAUCCGGAAGGUGAUGAUGAAGCGAUGCCACUUGAAGAGUGCGGCAACAUGCUCAUCAUGACCCUGGCAUACUGGCAACAAUCCGGCGAUAGCCAGUACCUCCGCGAGCACUACAAGAUCCUCGACCAGUGGACGCAGUACCUGAUCGACGAGGCGCUCAUCCCCAAGGAGCAGCUCUCCACGGACGACUUCGCAGGAGCCCUUGUCAACCAAACCGACCUCGCCCUCAAAGGCAUGAUCGGCAUCCAAGCCAUGGCCAACAUCGCCGACAUCACCUCCUACUACGCCGACGCGCGCAACUACACCGCCAUCGCCGCCUCCUACAUCAAGGAAUGGCAGACGCUCGGCAUCAACCACAUCGCGACCCCGCCGCACACAACCCUCAACUACGGCAACAACGCCUCCUGGGGCCUCCUCUACAACCUCUACGCCGACGCACUGCUCAACACCUCGCUCGUGCCCGCCUCCGUCUACGCGCAGCAAUCCGCCUUCUACCCCACGGUCGCAGGCACCUACGGCGUCCCGCUCGACACGCGCCACGCGUACACCAAGACGGACUGGCAGCUGUGGGCGGCGGCCGUCGCGAGCGAGGACACGCGCGACCUGUUCAUCGGUUGCAUUGCGAAGUGGAUCCAGGAGACGCCGCUGAGCGUGCCGUUUACGGAUAUCUAUGAGACGGGUGACGGCGGGUUUGGCGACGCGCCGCAUUUCAUGGCGCGGCCGGUUAUGGGGGGUGCUUUUGCACUGCUGGCGCUGCCGAAGGAGGGGGCGCAUGCGUGGUAGGUUGGUGCUACUGAUGCUAAUGGCUUAGGCGGGUUGAGGCUUGGUCGGCUGAG
This is a messenger RNA of Mytilinidion resinicola, 2144 nucleotides long. RefSeq names its product glutaminase GtaA. The transcript is spliced from 7 exons. The record is from RefSeq and is a predicted model, not a curated record. Gene Ontology annotation, biological process: carbohydrate metabolic process. Bases 1 to 2091 code for a protein of 696 amino acids. Lineage: Eukaryota; Fungi; Ascomycota; Dothideomycetes; Mytilinidiales; Mytilinidiaceae.